This is a messenger RNA of Loxodonta africana (African savanna elephant), 1181 nucleotides long. RefSeq names its product tubulin polymerization promoting protein family member 3 (gene TPPP3). The transcript has 5 exons. NCBI's taxonomy places the organism in Eukaryota, Metazoa, Chordata, Mammalia, Proboscidea, Elephantidae. Gene Ontology annotation, cellular component: microtubule. The coding region runs from base 268 to 798 and encodes 176 amino acids. The record is from RefSeq and is a predicted model, not a curated record. Gene Ontology annotation, biological process: positive regulation of protein polymerization; microtubule bundle formation; microtubule polymerization. Gene Ontology annotation, molecular function: tubulin binding.
CAGAGCCGGCUGGGAGCAGAGCUGCGGAGCCGCCUGGUCUCCCGCGUCUGUGGGUCAGUUCUUGCGUCCUUCUGUCCAUCCGAACGCGCACUGCAGGAGAAGACACGAGACUCCAGCUGUCUCGGCGGGAGCGAGCAGGUGGCUCCAGUCCAUGGGCGUGGCCGCUUCAUCCAUGGCCUGCAGACCCCAACGACGGCCUGCGACCUGGCUCCAUGUGAUCAGCCCCAAGAGUACCAAGACUCCAUCUUCCCACAGAGAGGAGGUGGCAUGGCAGUGAGCACAGACAUGGCUGGGCUGGAGGAGAGCUUCCGCAAGUUUGCCAUCCAUGGCGACCCCAAGGCCAGUGGGCAUGAGAUGAAUGGCAAGAACUGGGCCAAGCUGUGCAAGGACUGCAAAGUGGCUGACGGGAAGGCCGUGACAGGGACCGAUGUCGACAUUGUCUUCUCUAAAGUCAAGGGGAAGUCAGCUCGGGUCAUCAACUAUGAAGAGUUCAAGAAGGCCCUAGAAGAGCUGGCCACCAAGCGAUUCAAAGGAAAGAGCAAAGAGGAGGCCUUUGAUGCCAUCUGCCAACUGGUGGCAGGCAAGGAACCAGCCAACGUGGGUGUCACCAAAGCAAAAACAGGGGGUGCCGUGGAACGGCUGACUGACACCAGCAAGUAUACAGGCUCCCAUAAGGAGCGCUUCGACGAGAGCGGCAAGGGGAAGGGGAUUGCUGGACGCCAGGACAUCUUGGAUGACAGUGGCUACGUGAGUGCCUACAAGAAUGCAGGCACCUAUGAUGCUAAAGUGAAGAAGUGAGUCCUAAGAAGACCCCCCCAGCACGCCUGCCCCUGCCAGAGGCUCAGGCCUGGGCCUACGGGGCACGUGGAGCAAGAGAGCCGGUCCCCUACCUGCUGGACCAGCCACCCAGAGCUUCCUGCCCAGCCCCAUGGGGCCAGCCCACCAGGCCUCUCGCCCAGACUGCUAUGCGCCCUCUUCCUCCUUGUGCCCCUCCCGCAUAACUUCUGUCCCUCUGGAGAGAGUCUGUGCCUGUAGCCUCACCACCCCAACCUAGCCCCAAGCAUGGCUAACCCUUGCCUGCUUGACUUAUAUUUUAAGCUGCUGCUCUGGCCAAGUGCCUAAUUCUUCCCCAGACCUCAAUAAAGACACCUUUUGUACCAAUGUGGCCUGAUUGGGUAUAU